Molecule: messenger RNA, 1554 nt
Organism: Oryza sativa Japonica Group (Japanese rice)
Lineage: Eukaryota; Viridiplantae; Streptophyta; Magnoliopsida; Poales; Poaceae
Source: RefSeq, a predicted model, not a curated record
UCUCUAACCUUUCCCCCAUCGGAUCGGUUGGUUGGUCGAAUCUACCUCGCUACACAGUGGUAGGGGUAGAGGGAGGGUAGAAGAGAAGAGGGGGGAAUCGCCGGAGGGUUCGAGAAGAUUCUAGAGGGAUGGAGGAGGCGGCGGCGGCGAGCAACGGGGGGCUGCUGUACCACGAGGUGCAGGAGGGGAAGCUCUGCGCCGUGCACUGCGUGAACACCACCCUGCAGGGGCCCUUCUUCUCCGAGUUCGACCUCUCCGCGCUCGCCGUCGACCUCGACCAGCGGGAGCGCCAGGUCAUGUCCGAGGGCGCGGCCGGCGCCGCCACCACCGCCGCGGGGGACUUCCUCGCCGAGGGUGAGGGCUCCCACAACGUCUCCCUUGGAGGAGACUUCAGCAUCCAGGUUCUGCAGAAGGCACUUGAAGUUUGGGAUCUGCAAGUUAUCCCCCUUGACUCCCCAGAUGUGGGGUCAUGCCUAUUUGACCCUGAGCUGGAAACUGCUUUCAUUUGCCAUCUGCAGGACCACUGGUUCUGCAUUAGGAAGGUAAAUGGAGAGUGGUACAACUUCAAUAGUCUGUACCCUGCUCCUGAGCAUCUAUCAAAGUUUUACCUAUCAGCUUUCAUCGACACCCUGAAGGGGUCAGGCUGGAGUAUCUUUGCAGUGAGGGGCAAUUUUCCUAAGGAGUGUCCCAUGGCAACGGAAGGCUCUAAUGGUUUCGGGCAGUGGCUGACUCCUGAUGAUGCCCGGAGGAUAACCUCCUCUUGUAACCAGGUCCAAACACCUACUCAGCAGGCAGGCGUCUCUCUAGUUGCUGAUCAAUCAGAGGAAAUGAGUGAAAUGGAUAUGAUUGCUGCACAGCAGGAAGAAGCUGACUUAAAUGCUGCUAUAGCUGCUAGCCUGAUGGACACUGGGGGUCCAUUUGCUAAUUAUGCAGCUCACGAAGAAAGCAGGUCUCAGGAUGCUUUUGCAAUUGAAUCAACAUCAGGUGAAAUGAGCAAAGACGGCAAUCUGGAGGAGCAAGGGGCUAACAAGUCUGAAACAAGCGAGCCUAACAGCGAUAAUAUUGAGUCUGCUUCAGGCAGUAACCCGAAGCAGAACACUACCUCUUUAGAGGGAAAAGAAUCUAUAAAAGAAGAUUAGGACGGCAUGAUUCGGGAUGGAACUGUAUUAGAAUAUACAGACAACAAAAAGAAAAAAGAAAAAGAGGGGAUGCAUUUCAACUGCUCUCCAUUUGACUGGGGGAGUGAUGCUAUUGUGAACUUCUUUCUGAUCUGUGAAUGCCGUAUACAAAUCGUCUGAACUGCCCUGCUUAAAAACUUGACUUUUGUAGCAUUAUGUUUAAACUGCAUAGAGACUAGAAUGGAGGCUUUGUCUCGUUCUUUUCCAUCUCAACUUUCGCAUAUACACCUUUUCCUUUUACAGCUGCAGCAACUAUGAUCUUGAAUCUGUUGUAUCUUUUCUGUUAUCGUCUGCAGUAUGGUAUAGUAGCAGCUCAAAACUCAGGCAUGUUUAGUAUGUUUCAUGCAAGUAUGAAUGCAUUUUUGUUUGAGAAAUA